This is a messenger RNA of Perca fluviatilis (European perch), 1261 nucleotides long. Its product is annotated as mas-related G-protein coupled receptor member A4-like. Gene Ontology annotation, molecular function: G protein-coupled receptor activity. The annotation marks the transcript as partial. The transcript is spliced from 3 exons. NCBI's taxonomy places the organism in Eukaryota, Metazoa, Chordata, Actinopteri, Perciformes, Percidae. Gene Ontology annotation, cellular component: membrane. Gene Ontology annotation, biological process: phospholipase C-activating G protein-coupled receptor signaling pathway; positive regulation of Rho protein signal transduction. The record is from RefSeq and is a predicted model, not a curated record.
ACACCAACUACACAACCACCAACCUUCCCACCUUUAACCCUCAUACCUAUUGGCAUCGACCCCGUAAGCGUUCUAUCUGGCAUCGGCCCCCCAAACUCUGAUAUUGACAACAACAUAUUUACCUCAGGCUCCAGUAAUCUCACCAACAACACCUUCGGCUCCAGUAAUUACACCAUCAGCACCUUCAACUACUACUACGAUAACACUAAAGCUGGAUUCAUCUCAGAUGUAGUGACGUACAUCAUCAUUUGCAUCGGCCUUCCUUUGACCCUCAUCGCAAUCUACUCUCUCUACUCUCUGGUACGAAAUGAUCACGUUGCUCCCAUCUACGUCAUCAACCUUCUGAUUUCUGACCUCAUCCAGUUCUGCUGCAUGAUCUGUGACGUGGCACAACCUAAGAACAGGAUGAUAAACAUUAUCUACGCAAGUAUUUACAACUACAGUCUGUUGACCAGCGUCGGCUUCAUGGUGUGCAUCGCCCUGGAAAGGUAUUUGCUGAUCGUCUUCCCACUGUGGUACCGCUGCAGACGAACCAUCAAGUCCACUGUGGUGAUCUGUGUCGUGGCCUGGGCCCUUCCUUCUCUCUACCUUUUCACUGUAUUUUUCGGUGGUAAUUUUAACAUAGCACAAAUCAUCGCCAUUGUCUUUCUGCUCCUUCCCUUCCCACUGCUCAUAUUCUUCUGCUGUGCGACUCUCAGAGUCCUGUCUGCCUCCGUCUCGAUCCUGCCUGAGGAAAAACGACGAAUUGUAGGAACUUUGGUCCUGAUGCUGCUAAUUUACAUGCUGCUUUUCCUGCCCAACAUCAUUUUGAUAAUGGCUAGCUACACAAAAGACAAAUCACUAACUAAUACUCUCUUCUACCUGGUUACUGAUUUUUAUAAGCUGAAUACUCUUGCAGACUUGGUUCUGUAUAUUUUCAUGAAGAAAGGGGCUCUAGACAAGAUUUUGGCCUCUGUGUGUUGUUGCAGAGUGAAUGAUGUCAUCAGUCUGGAAAGACUGGAAAACAACACUAACGGUGUGAACUAGAAAAGUGGACUCAGGCUACAUCCACACUGCUUCAUUUUGUUUUUAAGCAGCAUUUGGAGACAAAAACUAUCUCCAUGCACACAAUAGUUUUAUAUCCAGUAGCAGAACUAAUCUCCGUGCAUAUUAUCACGUCUGACUCAUCAACGCUAACCCAUGCUAAGAUAUACUAAUAUAUAAGAUAUAUAAGUUACUUUACUUUCAUGAAGGUUACCACGUGACGUAGAACAUGACGCAG